Molecule: messenger RNA, 1047 nt
Organism: Blumeria graminis f. sp. triticale
Lineage: Eukaryota; Fungi; Ascomycota; Leotiomycetes; Helotiales; Erysiphaceae
Source: the annotation of a GenBank genome assembly
AUGGUUCGCGCAAAGAAGAUGGACGAAAAAAGAGGGACAACUCUUCAGAUUGAGGUAGACAGCUUUGUGCGCACAAGAGAUUCUGGACUUUCACUAACCCAAUCGAAGGUUGUGACUGGUCUUCAAACUCUUCAAGACGCGAUCCGAACCCUUUCUUCAGCAUAUAUUAAACAUACAAAUGCUAUUUUAGGUGAACACGGUGCUGGUCUUGACGUCGACGCGACUCUGGCUAAGCUGGGCGAUAAUCCACUUCUGACUCUCGGGGAAAAAUCAGCACAGGAGAAGCUUCAGGUCGAAGCCGGGCCUAUAAAGAAGGAACGUAAGAAAAGACAGCAUGAUCCCAAUGCUCCUAAGCGACCUCUAACUCCAUUCUUCCUGUACAUGCAAACAGCCCGACCCAUUAUCGCCAAUGAUCUUGGAUCAGUAACUGUUAAGGGAGCAGUCGGUGCUGAAGGUCAACGAAGAUGGCAAACCAUGGCUGAAGAUGAUAAACAGCUCUGGACCGAUGCGUACAAAGACAAUCUGCGCCUGUACCACGCCCGCAUACAUUCUUACAAAGCUGGGAAUCUAAACGCCAAAGAAAUGGAUGACAACGAAGCAAGCCAAUACGCUGCAGAACAUGAUAUUAGUAUUCCAGAAGCUAUGACAGACGUUCAAUUGCUUGGAGAAGCUACCGGUACUAUACUUGCUGAUGAAAUAGAGCCAGAGAAUGAGCCAGAACUCGAGCAUGAAUCUGAACCUGAGCCUGAACCUGAACCUGAGCCUGAGCCUGAGCCUGAAGAUGAAUCCACGCCACCCCAAAAGACACCAAAACCUAAAUCCAGUCGCAAGUCAAAGCAAAAAACUACUGUUAAUCCUACAGAGGCGCCAAUUUUAGUUAACAGCCCAAGCAACGAAUCAAAGAUAUCAUCUGAAAAGGUAAAGAAUCUAGAAAAGAAGCGGAAAAGAGGAAAGAAGACCCAAGACAUCAACGACAAUGAAGAAGCUAGCGUUGAUGGUUUACGGACUGCUCCGAAACAGAGGAAGAAAAAGGCGAAAAAUGAGUGA